ACUGACAAUUUGUUGUACCAACUUGCUAAUUUUCAUUACUCAUUUGCCCUGCACAAUAUUAGGGCAAUAACAUUUCGUUUCAAGAAUUUUCUUUUUUCCUGCAUCCUUCGGGAAAGGUUCAUCCCUAUUCUUGUUUCCAUCAGCUCAUGCCAACAUAAGUUUAGUGUCAUUCUACAUUCGUCGAACCAAGAUAUGGCAGGAAUCGUAUACUUGAAAACCAAUAGAUUUGAGGUUAAACUAGAAGGUAUAACCUUUAAGGCGAAAGAGUUUGAAUCUUUAUUCACAGCUGAUAUUCUUUUCCCAGAAGGCAAGAUUUGGGCACAACCACCUGUUGUUGGCCUUGAUGUCAUGCGCCACCCUCGCGAUCCCAAGAUAAUCUUGGUUCUCUUGUGCUUUGGAGUUGGUUGUCUGAUCCUCAGGUUUCAUUCUGGUGAACAGCUACCUGAUCCUGUCCUCAAAUUUCUUACGGACACGAGAAUCCGUUUCGUUGGUUUUGCAAUACCAGAAAAGCAAGAUUUGUUCCCAUUUGAAGAAUUAGGCUUGACUAAAGAUAAAGUUGAUAUAGGUUACCUGGCUACCAAGUUUUUCAAUGACCCUAAAUACAAGAGAUAUGAACUAGGAGAUCUGGCGCGUAAAGUUCUUGGGAUCAAGAGAAUGAUUGGCCUUACACAAGCUUCAUCUUUCGAGAGACACGAGCAAAUCAAAUGUGCCAUCUGUCAACUUUUCAUAUCCAGCGUGAUCGCCAUGUCAUUGUUCACCACAAAGGACAAGAAAAAAUUGGCAGAAGCUCCAAAGAGAUCCUCAUUUCUGAAAAAUCUGUCUCUGCCUUUGUUGACAGAAGGAUGGUUCAAAUUGCCUAAAGUCAAAAAGGGAGACAAGUUUCAACCUGUGCAAACAGGAAUGGAUAAUCUUGUUCAGACAGCAGAUGAUGAAAAUUUUCUUGUCGACAUAGUUCAUUCUGCACCUGAACACGAAGAAGUUUCCAUUGGUUAUGACUUAAUUCAUGCCAAAGUUACAGAAGAUAUCUUCUGUGAUGAUAUUGACGGUGUUUGGGGUGGUAACAAAUGUGCCACUGCUGAUGAUCACGUCCAAGUAAAAUGUAGUGAGGUUUACUUAGACGAUCUUUCUCCUCGUGUAAGAGGUGGUGAAGUGGACUAUGGUGAUGACUUUGUCCGAGCCAAAGUUAGUGAGGAUAAAUUAGGUGAUGGUUCUGCUUACGACAAAGCUAAAGAGGUUACUAUAAAUAAAGAUGAGAAGAAGGAAACUGCCAAAGGCGAAGAGGUUAAUGCAUAUGAUGAUUCGAAGAAGGAAGCCGUUUGUCUAAAGAAAAAACCUUUGAAAGGGAUUCUGAAAUGUCCCUCUUCUAACCUGGAUUCUUGGAAUGCAUCCUCUUCUAAACCUGAUUCCCCUGUAUCAAUGGAUAAGGAUGAACAAAGCGUUAGAGGCUCGCUAAGAAGAGCCAAUUCAAAGGGGUUUAAUGUUAAAUUUAAAUAACAGUGUCUACUACUAAUAUAUAUAUAUAUAUAUAUAUAUAUUCUACAUAGAUGAGAAUUCAUACAUCACUAUUUCGAUGUUAUGAGUUUUCUCUAAAUGUAACUGCCAGAAAUCUGUACAUUUUCAUUAGGUAGACAUCUGGAAGUUGUAAUGUUUUGGUAAUUGUUAGUAAUCAGAUUUAUUGGUUCAACCUUU
Molecule: messenger RNA, 1689 nt
Organism: Nicotiana attenuata
Lineage: Eukaryota; Viridiplantae; Streptophyta; Magnoliopsida; Solanales; Solanaceae
Exons: 1
Coding region: 193-1494 (433 amino acids)
Cellular component (GO): cytoplasm; nucleus
Molecular function (GO): 3'-5' exonuclease activity; nucleic acid binding
Source: RefSeq, a predicted model, not a curated record